Amaranthus tricolor (Joseph's coat) is the source of this 1619-nucleotide messenger RNA. RefSeq names its product dehydration-responsive element-binding protein 2B-like. The transcript has 3 exons. Gene Ontology annotation, molecular function: transcription cis-regulatory region binding; DNA-binding transcription factor activity. Gene Ontology annotation, cellular component: nucleus. Gene Ontology annotation, biological process: response to stress; positive regulation of DNA-templated transcription. The record is from RefSeq and is a predicted model, not a curated record. The coding region runs from base 370 to 1353 and encodes 327 amino acids. NCBI's taxonomy places the organism in Eukaryota, Viridiplantae, Streptophyta, Magnoliopsida, Caryophyllales, Amaranthaceae.
AUACAUUUAAAAAAGAAACGGGUCCCAAGCGGAUCCAAUAGGGUCUUGGACCCCCUAACGAUCCCUAGUCACAAGAAAUCUCUACAGAAAUGUCUAUAAAUACGCUCGCGAGUAUCAUUCUAGAAGCUCUCUGGAAACUCAAAUAGUUAUCUAUUCUGUACGCUGAAAUAUCCUUGAAAGAGUAAAAAUAUUAAUCAUCUUACAAGAAAUUAGAACUAUUGUAACUUAAUAAAAAAAAUAGCAGUACUUGGGAAUUCAUAUCUUCGUCUUUGAAAGAAAGGUUGAUUCGAAGUAAUUCUGUUGGUUGCUGUGGAGACGAUUUCCGGGGCGAUCGUCCAUCACCCUUGUUUGAAUAGUUCCUCUCGGAGAAUGGAUGCUUUCGAUGACAAAGGAACUUUUAACCCACCAUCUUCUUCUUCUGUAUCAUUUGAUUACACCAGGAAGAGGAAGACUCGAAGAAGGCGUGAUGAAUCAGUUGAAGAAACUCUUGCUAAGUGGAAAGAAAUCAAUAGUAAACUCAAUGCAGACAAUGAAGGAAGAAAACCAAUUAGAAAGGCGCCUGCGAAGGGGUCGAAGAAAGGAUGUAUGAGAGGUAAAGGCGGUCCUGAGAACUCAUUGUGCAAAUUCAGGGGAGUUAGACAGAGGACUUGGGGGAAAUGGGUUGCUGAGAUUCGUGCUCCUAAUCGAGGUAAAAGGCUUUGGCUUGGCACUUUCCCUACUGCUGUUGAAGCAGCCUUGGCUUAUGAUGAAGCUGCUCGAGUAAUGUAUGGUUCGAGUGCUCGAUUGAACUUCCCCGAUCAAGCUUCAUUGUCUGUUUCAUUGGAGGAUUACAGGAAUAACUCCGCUACAACAACACCAACAACAACAGCAACAUCGUAUACAACAGCGUCUGCAACAUCGUCUGAUACACACACUCUUGAUCAGUCAGUCGGUCGAAUCGAAGGGGUAUCAAUGGUGCCCAAGGGCGAGCCUUCCUCAAACCCUUUGGAGGCAGAAGCACAGCCGGAUGAAGGUGGCAUCGACAUCAAUGAGUACCUACAGAACUUGACAGUCGAUGAGAUGUUCGAUGCUGACGAAUUACUCGGGGCUAUAGAUGCUGGACCUGUUUCCCCUGUAGGAAACUCCAUGAAUCCUGGUUAUGAUUCUUUCAAGUCUGAAGUUGAAAACAAUUCAAUCCCACUGGAUAAGCCAGAAGAUUGGUCAUUUCUGAAUUACAAUUCAGAUUUCUUGCAGCAGUUAUCAAAUCAGGAUGAUUCUAGUUUGUUUGGAAGCUUGCAAUUGCAUCAGGGUGAUCAAGAUGAUAAAGGUGUGGGAUACGGAUCAGAGCUGUUUAAGACUGAGGAUUCUGUUUGAGGGUUAUGGCAAAGAAUAAAACAUCAGCUUUGUUGUAGCAAAUAAGGGCACAAAUAGGAUUAUGAUGAGAUGGUGAUUCUCUAUAAUCUUUGCUCUUGUUUUAUGGUUUUGAAUCCUUUUGUAGAUGUAAAUUGAAAAUCAUAAAUAUACAAUCAGAAAAUUGUAUUCUCUGAAAUUUAGUUGUGAUUUUUCUUAAAUUCAGAACUUUACACAAUUGAAAUUGGUGCUAGCAAUGGCAUGAUACAAGCUGUUGCUCUUUUAAGGUA